Cuculus canorus (common cuckoo) is the source of this 3162-nucleotide messenger RNA. It is a transcript of the gene NEK6, whose product is annotated as NIMA related kinase 6. Gene Ontology annotation, molecular function: ATP binding; protein kinase activity. The coding region runs from base 226 to 1170 and encodes 314 amino acids. The record is from RefSeq and is a predicted model, not a curated record. Gene Ontology annotation, biological process: protein phosphorylation. The transcript has 10 exons. Lineage: Eukaryota; Metazoa; Chordata; Aves; Cuculiformes; Cuculidae.
CGCGCGCGCAGGAGGGGGCGGGCGGCGCGCGCGCGCGCGGAGAAGUUGCGUGCGGGACGCGGCGGAGCUCGGCCCUGCUCGCUCCGACACCGGAGCGAACCGAGCCUGUCGGGGCCGCCCGGGGACAGCAGGGGAGCGGCCCCCGUCGCGACCCGCCCGGCCGGGGCCGCCGGGCUUCGAGCGAAGUUAAACUACGCAGAAGUGCGAGCAGUGUGGUAUGAUACCAUGGAAGGGCAGCACAACCAUCCGCAUCAUCUAGGGGACCAGAACAACCCUCUCUGCAAGCUGCCGGGGCAGGACUAUCAGCAUGAUCCUCAGAGACAUUUAACAUCGUACCCGUAUCGCUGCACACUGGCAGAUUUUCAGAUAGAGAAAAAGAUUGGGCGAGGACAAUUCAGCGAAGUUUACAAAGCAACUUGUCUUCUGGACAGAAAACCUGUGGCGUUAAAGAAAGUUCAGAUUUUCGAAAUGAUGGAUGCCAAGGCCAGGCAAGAUUGCAUUAAAGAAAUUGAUCUCUUGAAGCAACUGAACCACCCCAAUAUAAUUAAGUAUUUGGAUUCUUUUAUCGAAGACAACGAACUCAACAUUGUCCUGGAGCUGGCUGACGCUGGCGACCUCUCUCAGAUGAUUAAGUAUUUUAAAAAGCAGAAACGGUUAAUCCCGGAAAGGACGGUGUGGAAAUAUUUUGUGCAGUUAUGCAGUGCAGUUGAACACAUGCACUCCCGCAGGGUGAUGCACAGAGACAUAAAACCAGCCAACGUGUUUAUAACAGCCACAGGAGUGGUGAAGCUGGGAGAUCUCGGAUUAGGCCGUUUUUUCAGUUCUAAAACCACUGCAGCACAUUCCUUAGUGGGAACUCCAUACUAUAUGUCCCCAGAAAGAAUACAUGAAAACGGCUAUAACUUUAAGUCCGAUAUCUGGUCUCUGGGCUGUUUAUUGUACGAGAUGGCAGCUCUUCAGAGUCCUUUCUACGGAGAUAAAAUGAACCUGUUUUCUCUUUGCCAAAAAAUAGAGCAAUGCGACUACCCACCUCUGCCAGCUGAACAUUACUCUGAAAAGCUGCGGGAGCUGGUCAGUAUGUGCAUCUACCCGGAUCCAGACCAGAGACCUGACAUCAGUUACGUGCACCAAAUAGCCAAACAAAUGCACGUGUGGACCUCGAGCACAUGAGCCGCCCGGGCCGCAGCACAGCUCAGUCUUACUUGAAUUGUUCUCGGAUGAAGCGACUGGGGCCGAGUCGCCCCAGCUUUGAGAGGGUUGAGCACUCGUAGCAGGAUGCGCCAUUCUUUCUGCAGGUUAUUUGACACGAACUCUUACCGGGUGGUCAUGCUUUAAAGUGAAGAUUCUGUCAGGUAUUGCAAGUGAUUAUUUUUUUUAAGGCCAAUAACAUGUUACAGCGUAGAUCAUUUAAGGGUCCUUUCUUAAAACUGUCGUGUGUAAUCUAGGCUAGAUUGUAUUAACAGGGGUGACGGAUGUUUGCCGCACCCCUCCUAUCGUAACUGUAAUGUGAAAUAUUGAAAUAAUUCCUUCGGUGAAAUCACUUUAUCCUAAUGUAAGAGUUACAGUAGAUUUUGUGUAAUUUGUAUAACUGCUACUUUGCCUCUUCUGCAAAUGGUUAAUAGCAAAUUGAGUUUUUACUUCAUGUAUUUUAAAGCAGCCAUUUAUGUGUUUGUAUUAAUUCCCUCCUCUUCGGACGUAGGAAUGGGGCAGGGCUGGGGGGUGGGAAAAACGUUUGUUUCAAGAUUUCUUUUUUUUUUUUUAAGACUUUAGAGUUGAGUAUUUUGAUGCAUUUAUCUGGUAACUUGGCUACAGCCACCAGGAGGAGUUAAGCCAGAACCCGGGGGAAAGGAGAAAACCAUGCCAAACGAACCCCAAACCAGCAUCGCCUCUGCAAGCAAUUUCCCUUUGAAGUUGUUUCCCCUCUGGCGUGGUUGUUGGACUCCAGGUUCUCGUUGGGCCGGGUUCUCUGGCCUAAGCCAGGGAGAUUGUGGGGAAGGCUCUUCUCCACGUUCAGCAGUACCUCAGGAACUGUAGGUAACGCUGAGGCACAGCAGGCUCUAAACACCCUGACAAGUUAAGAAGCCACUAGUAAAGCGCUUUGUGGGUCUCGCUGUCCCCCAGGCUCGGCUCCGCCUGUCUAACUGUGAAUGCUCACUUACAAGAAUGUGAAUUUCUAGAAAAUCUCAGCCUGAAGGAGUCAUCCUCUGUAACGACACGGAAACGUCCAACCAGCUCAGUCCAUUCAUUGAAUCAAUGAUUUGUUUCGUUACUGUCGAUGAGAACCAGUCACUGCUUUAGGAACAAACGUGGAUUCACGUUCAAGUGUUUCCAUUUCACGUGCCCGUUGGAGGAACGGGGCUGCACCUACCCAGGGCCGGCGCUGCUGCAGCACGGCCUCCCUGGGCGACGGCGCUGGUGCCAAACGCAGCCCCGAGCGACAGCUCUAACGCAGCCUGGGCAUGGGUUGUUCUAGGAGAAGCUUGCAGUCCUUAAGGUUUGGAAAGUAGGAAUAGGGCUAGAGGGUUACAUAACAUAUAUAUGCUUUUAGUGGAUUUUCUUUAACCUGAUUUGCUGUACUUAAAGGAAAACUGCAGUGCCCCUUCCACUACUUCCCAUCAACUUUCAAUUUACGGAGGACAGCAAACAGAAGCCAUUAAUUGCUGUGAAUUAUGUUGGCAUCAUUAAUGCAUGGUGCUGUUUUACCAAGUCCUCACAGCAGAAAGUUGAGCCGCUGCUCUCCUGAGAGACUGGAGGAAAUUCAAAUCAGUGUGAGAAAGGAGCAGAAGCACCAAACCGCUUCCACUGUUCCCAUGCUGAACUUGUCUAAUUUAUACCUGGCUUCUGGAGCACUGCUGGGAUGCGAGCCUGACGCCUGUCCCUUCUCCACUGCAGCUUUCCUUUAAGCCGCAGUGGCAGCUGUGUGGGCAGAGGGAGGGCUGUGCUGCGCCUCUUGGGAAACAUGGAAAAGGAGCUCCGGCUCCCAGGGAUGCUCAGCUUCGCUUUGAGUGUCUUGGGGAGCUCGGUCACUUUCUUUCUACAUAGGAUUUGUUAGUGCUUAUCAGUAAAUGUAUUUCAGAAGGUAACUUUUUUUUGCAAUUGUGCAUUUUUAGAUAAAUGAUUUACAAAAUAAACACCUUUGUUUAAAAAAAAAAAAAUACAAAA